GUCCUACUGUACUUACUUUGAAUACUACUAUUACUUUGUACACACAAACACACAUAUAAAAGCAUUAAAGAAAUUUGAAGUUUUUAUUGUUUUCUUGUUUUACAGAAUGCUUCUGCUUGUGCCCUCAAUACUCUUGAUAUCAACAGUCUUAUCACAAGACAUACCUGAAUAUGGACCAAUUAGUGCGAACUUCGAUGCUUGGCUCGAUAGGAAUGGAUAUGGAAAAUAUGAUUAUGCGAGGCUAGAUCUAGGUACUGCUGGAAGUUUUGGUGGAAUGUCCAGUGAUAUGGAAUAUUUUGACACAUCAAAAGACCCGGUAAUCUUCUUUCACGGAAACUCGGACGCCGCCCUUACUGCUAACAACUUUUCGACUGGAUGGACUACAACUGUUCAGUACUUCUUGAAUCAAGGAUACACACUGGGACAUCUCUAUGGAACAUCAUGGGGAAACACAAAUACAACCGCGGCAGUUGAGAGGGAUCAUGAUUGUGUAACUGUAUUCCGAUUGAGAAAAUUUGUGGAAGCUGUAAUGGAUUACACGGGAGCAAAACAAAUUAAUAUAAUUUCCCAUUCGAUGGGAGUUACUCUUGCCAGAAAAGUUAUUCUUGGAGGCUACAUCAAUGCUGACGACGGUUCAUGCAAUAUUGGGAAACCAUUAGGAAACAAAGUACGUGUAAUUUUGGGAAUCGCUGGAGCCAAUUUUGGACUAUGUGCCUGCGUUGGACACUGGCUUGGAGUUACGUGGCCAACAUGCAAUGAUGAUAAUGGACUGUGGCCCGGAGAAACGUGUUAUCCAAAUCCAAUGAACGGACAGUGUGCUGCGUCACCAUUACCCUCACCAUGCAAUGGUUUGACUUAUUCCAAAUUUUUAAUGGAUCUCAACAACUCGCGAUUCAAACCAGCACAGCACAUUUUCAGCAUGUGGAGUAUGGAAGACGAGCUAAUUGACCUGCGAAGAAUGUCACGUGACGACUUGAUCGGUGAUGGAAAUAUGGUUUGGGGUCGUCCGACAAGUGAGAUCCCAUUUUCAGAUAGCAAUAAAAUCUACAAGAACUACACUCAUAUGGAAACAAAACUGAACACAGCAGCAGACCAAUUCCAUAUAAUUACUCAAUUAACAAUUCCAUAAUAAUUCGUCAAUUUUUUUUCUUAAUUUACCAUUAUUUUGUUGUUUCUUCUGCACCCUUCAUUUCUCACUCAUCCAAAUCCUGAAAAAAGCUCUCUAUUUCCCAGUGUCUCAUGCCACUCCCACAAAACCCUGUAGAUUUCAUUCUUUAAAACCGGAAAACGUUGAUGCAAUAAUGAUCUCAAAUUAUAAGAACAGAAAAUGAAACUGUUGUGAAUAAAGUUUCAAGGAUA
This is a messenger RNA of Caenorhabditis elegans, 1359 nucleotides long. RefSeq names its product Lipase (gene lips-5). Gene Ontology annotation, molecular function: hydrolase activity. The transcript has 9 exons. The coding region runs from base 107 to 1129 and encodes 340 amino acids. NCBI's taxonomy places the organism in Eukaryota, Metazoa, Nematoda, Chromadorea, Rhabditida, Rhabditidae. Gene Ontology annotation, biological process: lipid catabolic process. The record is from RefSeq and is marked reviewed.